AUGGAGGUAUUCACAUGGUCAGCAUAUGAUACUCCAGGGUUAAACCCAGAAAUUGCUUGUUACAAACUCAACAUCAACCCCUUCGCUCGACCUGUCGUGCAGAAAAGUCGGAGAUCCUCAAUUGAGCACAUUGAAGCGGUAAUUGCAGAAGUCGAAAAGCUCCUAGCAUCAGGAGCGAUUAGAGAAGUUUAUUUUCCUCCACCUCGCGUCGAUCAGCUAGUGGAUUCAACAGCAGGGCAUGAGCAUAUGAGCUUUCUAGAUGCUUACAGUGGUUAUCAAAAGAUACCACUGUUCGGUCCAGAUCAGGAGAAGACAUCGUUUAUCACUCUAAGGGGCACUUAUUGCUACAAAGUAAUGUCAUUCAGCCUCAAGAACGUCAGGGCAACCUACCAGCGAAUGAUCACUCGAAUGUUCAAGGACCAACUUGGAAAAAUCAUGGAAGCUUAUAUAGAUGACAUGGUAGUAAAAAGCAAGCUCGCUAUAAACCACCUUGCUGACUUAAGAGAAGUUUUUGACAUCCUGAAAAACCAUCAGCUUCGUCUUAAUGCCUCGAAAUGCGCUGUCGGGGUAGGAACAGGGAAGUUCUUGGGGUAUAUGGCCACUCACAGAGGAAUCGAGGCAAAUCCGGAUCAAAUCAAAGUAAUACAAGAGCUUAAAGUACCAACAAAGGCUAAAGAGCUACAGAAGUUGGCCGGAAUGGCGACCGCCCUAAAUCGGUUCAUCAGGGUAGUACUUAUGUCACCAAAAGAGUUUAUUUGGGAGCAAGCUCUUAGGCUCGGCUGGAAGGCUUCUAACAAUGAGGCGAAAUAUGAAGCACUGUUGGCUGGUUUACGCAGUGCUGAACACUUCAGUGCAGAGCAACUUCUUAUUUUCAGUGAUUCACAAUUGGUGGUAAACCAACUUUCUGGGGUCUAUGAAGCACGAGACAAAAGAAUGGUUAUGUCACUGGUGCACCGAGCCCUCACUUAUGGGUACUGGUGGCCACGGAUGCAACAAGAUGCACAGCAGUACGUUCGGAGGUGCGAUAAAUGUCAGAGGUUUGUCCCACUAAUUCAUCAGCCAGCCAAAACUCUCACUUCACUCACCAACUCAUGGCCCUUUGUCCAAUGGGGUCUGGAUAUUGUCGGACCGUUGGCACGAGGCACUGGGAACAGGCAAUUCUUCAUCGCUACAAUCGACUAUUUCACUAAGUGGGUUAAAGUGGAAGCACUGGCAAGUAUCAAAGAAGGAGACACAAAGCGGUUUGUCAUGAGGAACGUCGUGGUUCGUUUCGGCAUCUCGCGAGUACUGAUUGCAGAUAAUGGAACACAGUUUGAUGAAAAGAUCUUGAGAAAGUUUUGCGCCGACCUCAGAAUCGAAUAUCGAAACUCUUCUCCAGGCUACCCACAAAGUAAUGGGCAGGCAGAAGCGUCGAACAAAACCAUCAUCAACGGAGUAAAAAAGCGGCUCAAACAUGCAAAAGGAAAAUAG
Camellia sinensis is the source of this 1470-nucleotide messenger RNA. Lineage: Eukaryota; Viridiplantae; Streptophyta; Magnoliopsida; Ericales; Theaceae. The record is from RefSeq and is a predicted model, not a curated record.